Molecule: messenger RNA, 4315 nt
Organism: Oldenlandia corymbosa var. corymbosa
Lineage: Eukaryota; Viridiplantae; Streptophyta; Magnoliopsida; Gentianales; Rubiaceae
Source: the annotation of a GenBank genome assembly
AACGACACUUAUUUUGGAAUUUCUCCAUUUUACUAAAACGACACUUAUUUUGGAAUGGAGGGAGUACAUGGUAAACAUUGUAUUCAAUCACUCUCAAAAUAAUGGUAAAGUUAUAAUUCGUAGGGAAAAUGAUAAUUUAAAUUAGAACAAUUGUUUUGUGUCGAGGGGUAUUAAAUGGGGAUAGUUUCGCAAAAGAGUAAAAGAUAGGAGUUGUUUUGGAUCGCUCAAUUCCACCAAAACCCACAAAACCAAAUUCCCCCUUCAUCGGAGUCUUAAAGGCAGCCUUCUCCUCCGACGGUCGGCCUUCUCAGUCAUUCUGUCCAUUUCCAGUUUCCCUCCAUAAUAAUAAUAAGACUAUCGUAAUGCUUUUUAUUGCCAAAUUUAUGAUAUUUUUAGUAAUAAAUAGGAGUAUGUUAAAAAAGGAUUUAUUAAAUAAAUAAAAAUAGACCAAACAUAGUUUGCUGCUCCACCGGCAGAUUGCUCCUAAUUUGGAAUUUUCAAUCGCAACGAACAAAGCCAGUCAAGUAGUACUAUAAUUUUUGUAGAGAGGGAUAGAGGAGACCGCCGGAGCUCCUCCUCCCUCCUCUCCGCUUUUGGAAUUUGAUGAUUUAUAUGCGAAUUUCUCGUCUACUACUUCUCUGUUUAUUUUCCAAAAUAUAUAUUAAUUUAUGAUAUUUGACUAUAAUUUCUUUAAUUUUCCCCAAAGAAUUCUAUCCACAUUUGUAUUUUCAUUUUGGGCUGUCCGUGCUUCUCAAAAACUCCAUGAAGGAGACGGUGAUGCGCUUCUUCUACUAAUUUGAUUGAUUAGCGUUCGGUUUCAACGGAGUUUCGAUCUCGGAGGGUUAGGUUUAGGAUUAGGGCACCGUUGUCGUCCUCGUCUGAACCCUCCAUGAGAAUGGAAGCAGCGUCCGGUGGUGAUGACAAUUCUGACGCUGCUUACCGAAGCAGUGGUGCUCCAGCUCCUCCUCUUAACGUCUUUAAUCACGCGGCGGGGACGACCACAUCUGCCUCUGCAAAUAGUAGUAGGGGCUACUCCUCUCAUUCUAGGAGAUUAUCAGCCUCUAGCAUUCUGCGUUCACCUCUAUCUGCCAUUUUGGAAUACUCCGGCAUUAUCAGGAACCGCCCCUCCUCUCACCUUUCUGAUUCCAGUACCAUGACUUCCGGGGCUGGUCUCUCCCGUGCCCAUCGUGAUCGCCUCCGUGAUUCUUCUGGUGCAGCUCCUUCUCUGUUGCCAUCACAGAUUCCCUCCUCUGCCACUGGUAAUGGUAGUGGAGCAGGUGAGGUUUCAAUACGGAUCAUUGGUGCUGGAGAACAAGAUAUCCUUGACAGGGUAUCUUCCUCCCCAUUGUUGGCUGCGGCCAACUCCCCAACCCAAAUUGAGAACUUCCCAAGAACUGGCUCUGCCGUAUCAUUGGAAGGUUUGAAUGAUCGAGGAGGGGGAGUGUUGUUAGAUGGGCUUAUGCCUUCAACAGGUGUAGGUGCGGAUACUGAAACUGGUGGGGAUGGAGAUGGAGUUGGUGGGCCUACAAGUAAUAUUAAUAGGGACUCUACACCUUACCAAAGAUAUGAUAUUCAACAGGCGGCUAGGUGGAUUGAACAGGUCCUUCCAUUCUCUUUGUUACUUUUGGUGGUUUUCAUUCGGCAACACUUGCAAGGUUUCUUUGUUACAAUCUGGAUUGCUGCAGUAAUGUUCAAAUCAAAUGAUAUUCUUCGGAAGCAGACGACUCUUAAAGGAGAGAGAAAAAUAUCUGUUCUUGCUGGCAUUUCUAUUGUGUUCAUGCUUCACGUGACUGUUGUUUAUUGGUGGUUUUGGGGUGAAGAUCUUAUAUAUCCAUUCGCCAUGCUUCCUCCAAAGUCAAUUCCACCUUUUUGGCAUGCUAUCUUUAUAAUAAUGGUGAACGAUACUUUGGUACGCCAAGUGGCUAUGGUUGUUAAAUGUUUAAUCCUGAUGUAUUACAAGAAUAGCAGAGGCAGAAGUUAUCGUAGGCAGGGUCAAAUGCUAACUUUGGUCGAGUAUCUGCUGUUAUUGUACCGUGCACUGCUGCCAGCUCCAGUAUGGUAUCGUUUCUUCUUGAACAAAGAAUAUGGUAGUCUUUUUUCGUCGUUGAUGACCGGUCUGUAUUUGACGUUCAAACUCACGUCUGUUGUUGAGAAGGUGCAAUGCUUUGUUACUGCUUUGAAAGCUUUGUCACGCAAAGAGUUCCAUUACGGAGCUUAUGCAACUUCUGAACAGGUGAUUAUUCCUGAAUGAAGCUGUAUCCAUACCUUAAGUCAAUGGUUUCUCACUUUUUCCGUUUAGUUUGUCUUGAGCUGAAAAUUUUAUACCUUAAAAGUCUUUUUAUCUUUCACAAUGGGAUUACUAUUGCCUUUCUAGUGAGCAGUUUUUACUUUUGUUAGGUUUUUUUUCUUUUCUUUUUUGGUUGGGGGUGGGGGUUGACUGAGCAUCCAUCGUUUUAGCCAUUUUAAGAAAUAGAUAGUUGAAAGCGUUGCAUCAAAGGUUGAGUCAAUUUGAUGAACGUGAUGUAUGCCAUUCUUUUCCAUUCAGAUAAUAUAUGUGUGUUUUGGCCUAAUCUUUACUAUUUUAUUUAAAAUCUUAGUUUUUUAUAUGAAUUUUGAUCGAUUAUGGGGGUUAUGGUUAUUAUAUUUUACCAUAUGUAUCAUUGAAUUUGAAUGAUGAUAUGUGUAUUGAUCGAGCACGGUGGCAACAUAAGGUCCAUAUAUCCAACUCCACAUAGUGGAAAGAAGGCUGUUUGUUGUGUAUGCUUAACACCUAUGAUCCAUUGCACAGGUCAAUGCAGUUGGCGAUUUAUGUGCUAUUUGCCAGGAAAAGAUGCAUGUACCAAUCUUACUGCGGUGCAAACACAUAUUCUGUGAGGACUGUGUUUCUGAAUGGUACUCUUUUGUGACUUCUAAUAAAAUUUUGAUUAUCCUUCUUUUCUCUUGUCAUUGUUCUAAACCUCUAAUUGACACGCAAUUUGUUUCAGAUCCUAUAUUUGCUCUGGCAACAACGUACUUUUUGUUUCAUUUUUUACUUCCUUUUCUACUUAGGUUAAUCAGAGAUAGUUGUGAUACUUUUGUUGACCAUAUAAGUAUAUUUUUGCUGUCUUUCCUGCUUAUGACCAUAACUAGCUACUCGAAAUGUCUUUUUCCUUUGAGAAUAAUCCUUAAUCAAGCAGCAUUUAAGAAUGUAAAGAAAAUGUAAUUGCGAAUGGAAAAACAGUUAAUUGAAGUUUUUGCUGUCCCAAACUGUAAAAUUAAAAGUCAUCUCAAGUAUCUCUAUCUAAUUUUUUCAUCUUCCUGUUGACAUCCGAAGCUUGUGGAGUGGUGCUGCCUUACGUUUAAUGAUUGUAACUUGGGUUUAUUGGUUCUGACUUUAUUCACAGAAAGAUCUCUUUUUCUCAUAAAGAUUAAAAUUUUUCUCAAUUGGUAUUUGUUGGAUUUGAACCUAAGCAAUCGUUGCACAAGUUUUUAGUUUCACAAGCGGACUUUGAAUCUAUGCUGAUCUUGGCUAGAUGAUGCACAACGUUAUCGCUGGAGUACAAAUUGGUAAUUUGACUCAAGGGCUAAAUUUUUCCCCUGUUGGUCCCAAAUUAUAUGUAAUGAUUAAAAAUUGCGGAAUUUGCAUCUUAAUAUCAUCUGGGAACAGUGUGUGGUGAUGUGAAUCAUAAUGUCUUUGGUUGUCGUAUUUGUAUGACAAUGGCUAUUAGCUUUUCUUGCAAGUAAAUGGCUAAGAAGAUCAUGUGUAUCCAGGUUCGAGCGUGAGAGGACAUGUCCGUUGUGUAGAGCAUUGGUGAAACUUGCUGAUCUAAGAUCUUUUGGGGAUGGAUCAACGAGUCUAUUUUUUCAGUUAUUUUAAAGAACCCUUUCUGGGAUUUGAAGCCUGUCCAAAAGCGAGGAUUUACUCGAGCAGUACAUCCACAACACUGAGAGUUAUAUUUUGCUAAUUCAACUGUUUUUUGGGUUUUGACUAUAGGUGGCAAAAUAUAGUGGUGUAAAGAGCAUUAUGUCCGUAUUGUAAUGUAAGAGUAAGAAAGAACUUUUAUGUAUAAUGCCUGAUGUAAAGUCUACAGGUGCUGUCAGGAUUUGAGGAGGGAGAGGCACUGUAAAUGGGAACGUUUAUACAAAAAAAAAAAAACUGUGCAUUCGCCAUAUUGGAAAAAGGUUGCCCCAAUUCCAUAUUUAUUUUCAGUAGUAGUAUUUGGUCUCUUAGUCAUUUCUCUCGUCUCUCUCUCUCGCUCUCUCAUUUUGGUGUAGUAAGAAGCAUACAACCCGGUCUAGUCAGGUUAAAGGUACGCAUUCUUUGAUGUAAUGUUAU